UAUUUGUAAGAGCGGGAAGAAGAAGAAGUUUCCGGCGCAACAGCGAGGCGUCAUCAUGCCUACAGCUGUGAGCAUGGAGGACAAUUUUGAUAAAUUAUUAGAGCAGUGUGAAGCUCAAGAGCUAGAGGCUCCUGGGGGAAUUGCAACACCUCAGGUCUAUGCUCAGUUGCUGGCUCUCUAUUUACUUCAUAAUGACAUGAAUAACGCCAGGUAUUUAUGGAAGAGAAUUCCCCAGUCAAUAAAAUCGGCAAAUCCUGAAUUGACAGGAAUUUGGGCUGUUGGCCAGCGGAUUUGGCAGCGAGACUUUCCAGGCACCUACACGGCCAUUGCAGCUUACCAAUGGACUGAAGGGAUUCUCCCAGUCAUGGAGGCUCUUCGAGAGGGCACUCGACAAAGGGCCUACAGCCUUGUGGCCCAGGCCUACACUUCCAUCACAGCAGAUGACUUUGCUGCCUUCGUUGGCUACUCUGUGGAAGAAGCAGUCAAAGGUGUGGUAAGCCAAGGUUGGCAAGCUGACCCUGCUACCAGGAUGGUGAUGCCCAAAAAGCCAGAUCCUCCUCCUGUCUCAUUGGUUCCAAAUGAGCAGCAGUUGGCCAGACUCACUGACUACGUGGCUUUUCUCGAGAAUUGACAACCCAUCACAACCACUGCCAUCCUUUUUCUCCUGCUUGGUACUAAGGGAGAAUACAAGUUCAGAAAGACUCUUCCUCCCACUCCUGGAUAAAGACAAACCAAAAACAUACUGUCAUCUUGCAUGAGUGCUGCAGGCUCUUUUCUAAAACCCACCUUGAAAUCUUCAAUAAAUGAUCAAACUCCCCUUGUUAAUUCAUAUCCUACUAUUUGUAAUUCAUUAUCAGACACCAGUGUUAAGGUGGGUCUGUGUAACAGGAAAGCAGGUAUUACAGGAAGCGUAUCUCACACCACUGUUAGUUAUUGCUAAAUUUCCAAACCUAUCCCACACAAACAGUUACACAGACCUUUGUGUACAAAUAAUAAUUUCCACUCUGUUUUAGCACUUAUGGACUACUUUGAAACAAAAUUAAUUAGGUAAAAGAAGAGAUAAUAGUCUUGGCAAGCAUGCAUGCAUUACUGUGUGGAGUGCAGUCCUCAGACCUCAGUAUCUUUGUUUGUAUUGACUGGUGAUUAAAUUUUUGCUGUUUCUAAAUUGUUUUUUUUUUUUUUUUUUUGGCAUUUGAGUGUUGUUUCAGGUUGAUCAUGCAGCACAGAGCUUGUUGGCCUUAUUCAGAUAUGUAAACAAGUGUGGCACAUCACAUGCAUGUAAUAGCACACAUGCAUUUGAGGUUGACUGGUCCAUAAUGUGUGUCUUGCCUGAUUAUAUAGUUAUAUAAAGAUGUGGGGAGAACAUAAGUGAUGUGUCAGUAUAAAGAUUUAAAUGGUCUGUAUGAUGGCAACAUCCUCAUUUAAGCCAGUUUAAUCAGAUCUUCAAAGUAACGCUGCUAGUUAUGGUUAAAUAUUAUGAUGACAUCAUGAUAGCUGGCCGCCUUAUUUUGGAGGCCUGUCUGGCUGCCAUGUGUGUAUGGUAAUGUGUUUUAUUCUUUCUCCUCUUGUCGUGUCUGCAUCCUGUUUUGAAACUAAAUUCAAAUCAGCACUGA
Molecule: messenger RNA, 1613 nt
Organism: Betta splendens (Siamese fighting fish)
Lineage: Eukaryota; Metazoa; Chordata; Actinopteri; Anabantiformes; Osphronemidae
Gene: cops8
Product: COP9 signalosome subunit 8
Exons: 8
Coding region: 56-631 (191 amino acids)
Biological process (GO): COP9 signalosome assembly; protein deneddylation
Cellular component (GO): COP9 signalosome
Source: RefSeq, a predicted model, not a curated record